Molecule: messenger RNA, 2490 nt
Organism: Pyrus x bretschneideri (Chinese white pear)
Lineage: Eukaryota; Viridiplantae; Streptophyta; Magnoliopsida; Rosales; Rosaceae
Product: ATP-dependent DNA helicase Q-like 3
Exons: 19
Coding region: 189-2372 (727 amino acids)
Biological process (GO): double-strand break repair via homologous recombination
Cellular component (GO): cytoplasm; chromosome
Molecular function (GO): nucleic acid binding; ATP binding; four-way junction helicase activity
Source: RefSeq, a predicted model, not a curated record
CAAAGCUAGCUUCGCGAAUGACGACCAGCUUCUUCUGUAAUCUGUGAAAUGCAGAGAAAAAGGUCUUCAUCCGAUACAAGUAUCCAAGCAAUUAGCUUUUCUAAAGGUUAAGGGAUAACAGUUCAUCGGAUUUCAAUUGGGUGGUGUUUGGAGACAGGGAUAUCCGAGCAGGUGAAAAAAAACGAAAUAUGAAGAAAUCGCCAUUGCCGUUGCAGAAUGCGAGCGGCAGUAGCAAGAAUCAGAGUUUGGGGAAGGAAGCUCUGGUGAAGCUGCUGAGGUGGCAUUUUGGGCAUCCUGAAUUCAGAGGGAAGCAAUUGGAAGCCAUUGAAGCUGUUCUAUCAGGGAGAGAUUGCUUUUGUCUUAUGCCCACUGGUGGCGGGAAAUCCAUGUGUUAUCAGAUACCGGCUCUCGCCAAGAAAACCGGAAUCGUGCUUGUUGUCUGUCCUUUAAUAGCCUUGAUGGAAAACCAAGUGAUGGCAUUGAAGGAGAAAGGAAUUUCUGCAGAGUAUCUCUCCUCGACUCAGACAACCCAAACCAAAAAUAAGAUUCAUGAAGACCUUGACUCUGGAAAACCAUCUCUGAGGCUGCUUUAUGUGACCCCCGAAUUGAUAGCAACAUCUGGAUUUAUGAUGAAGCUGACAAAGAUUCACACGAGAGGGUUGUUGAAUCUCAUUGCCAUAGAUGAGGCACAUUGCAUCUCUUCAUGGGGCCACGAUUUCAGGCCUAGCUACCGUAAGCUGUCAUCUCUAAGGAGCCACCUCCCAGGUGUACCAAUAUUGGCUCUAACAGCUACAGCCGUUCCUAAAGUUCAGAUGGAUGUGAUAGAGUCCUUGUGCCUUCAUAAUCCAUUAACCCUAAGAUCUUCUUUCAAUCGUCCUAAUAUACAUUAUGAAGUUCGAUACAAAGAUCUUUUAGAUGAUGUCUAUGCUGAUCUGUCUGGUGUGCUAAAAUCUAGCGGAGAUGUUUGUGCAAUUGUUUACUGCCUUGAACGUACAAUGUGUGACGAGUUGUCUGCUCAUCUAUCACGGAGUGGAAUUUCAUGUGCUGCUUAUCAUGCAGGGUUGAAUGAUAAGUUACGAAGUUCUGUCCUAGAUAAUUGGAUUUCCUCUAAGAUACAAGUUGUUGUGGCAACAGUGGCUUUUGGGAUGGGCAUAGAUAGAAGAGAUGUCAGAAUUGUUUGUCAUUUUAAUAUUCCCAAGUCAAUGGAAUCCUUCUACCAAGAGUCGGGUAGAGCUGGUCGUGAUCAACAACUCUCCAGAAGCCUUUUGUACUAUGGAAUUGAUGAUUGCAAAAAAAUGAAAUUUAUUCUAAGCAAUGCUGAUAACAAGAAGUCAAAGGUCUCCAACUCACGGGAAGAGUUGUCAAAGAAAACUCUGACCGACUUCCAGCAGAUGGUCGAGUAUUGUGAGGGUUCUGGAUGUCGUAGAAAAAAGAUUCUUGAGACCUUUGGUGAACAGGUACCUGCAUCACUAUGUAAGAAAACAUGUGAUGCCUGUAAACAUCCAAACCUAGUGGCCAAGUAUUUAGAGGAGCUCACAAGUACUUGUGUCGCUCGGCAAAAAUUUGGUUCUUCUCGAAUUUUUAUGAGCAGCUCCUCAGAUGUGAUAAAUGAAGAUCAAACCUCUGAAUUCUGGAAUCGUGAUGAUGAAGAUUGUUCUGAGGAGGACAUAUCUGAUUCCGAUGAUGGUCUUGCUGCCAAGAACCUUGCCAGGUCAAAGUUGCCAGCAAAGUUGGGAUUCAAUGAAAAGAUUGAGUGCUUGCAGCGUUUAGAAGAAAGAUUUUACAAGGAUAAAUCUUCUGAUAAGCAGAUGAAUAAACCGGACAAGAAUGCUAUAUCUGAUACGCUGAGGGAAGCAAGCAAGCAAAGAUUACAAACUUCUCUCAAACAGGGUCAGCAGCGGCUUGGGAACUUAGCGAUUGAAGUGGAAAAAUCGGCCUCUUUCCUCGAAAAUGAGUGUUACAACAAGUAUAAGAAAACUGGGAAAUCAUUUUAUUAUUCUCAAGUGGCAAGUACGGUGAGGUGGUUAUCAACUGCAGAUUCUACUGCCUUAACUAAUCGCCUUGGAACCAUUAACUGUUCCCCAUCAGAUAAUGCUCGGCCCAAAACAGAACCUUCUGCAACACCAUCACCUUCGGUGGAUGGAACAACAGAAGCUGCCAGCGGUGACUCCCACAAUAGUGUUAGAUCGGAAAAUUCUGUAGCUGUGUCACCAACGGAAAGUGCUUCCCCGAGUAUAACUCUUCCAUCAAUUCCAUCCUUCUCAGAGUUCAUCAACACCAGAAAGGCAAAAGACAUCAGCACAAGGGCGUCGGAAAAGCAGUCACCAAACGGAGUUCAAGAGAAAGGGUUGAAGAAAAUGCGGUUGCAUUAGGUUGAAUGUCUUGGUUUUAUGCAUUUGUACCGAUUUAUGCUGUGCACAAAGAAAAAGUUGAGGAGACGAUGUAAAUCUACUUCCGUUUAUUUCUAGAUUGGAUCGCGGGAAUUACAUA